ACUAUUUUAGAAGUCGCUCAAAUAAAUUCGUGACACCACAUCUUGACCCGUAGCCUUAGGACACAUCGCGCGUGCAACCACACUUCUCAACUGAGUUUAAUCGGUUUCAUCGAAAUCGGAUAUGAUUCUGCCUGACUCAGUAAUUUCUGUGUGUUGUAAACCAGAAACACCCCUGGCGCAUUGAGCUUAACACCAAUCAUUUUAUUACAGAUUAAUCUCGGUUCGUGUAUAUAUUUGGAGAAUAAUGAAAAUGAGAAAUCCUGGUACUCUGGCCGCUCUCCACCAACCUGUCUGUGCGUGACGCAAGAGGAGACUACUUAAAGGGGGAUUAGCGCUGGCAAGACAUUAAAUCCAACCUCCCUCCACCCAGACACCGCACGACCCAUCAACCUGAUCUGAAGAUCGAAAAUAGGAGGGCUUAUACUAAUCAGCACUUCAGACUCGAAGACAAGCAAAAGUGUGGGAUCGUCGAGUGAGCUUCUAACAGAGACGCGGAGCAGAAGGGGGCAGCCGCAGCUCUCGUGAUCAAUGCAUUUGCCAGAUAAAAUCGGAACCUCUGGAGAGUAAAACAGGAAAUAAUAACAUUUCAUAGGAAUUCGUGCAGAGUGCUGUGUGCUCUCGUCUCCGGAUGAACAGAAAUGGGGGAAUGGACCAUCCUAGAGCGGCUGUUGGAGGCUGCUGUCCAGCAGCACUCCACUAUGAUAGGAAGGAUCCUAUUAACGGUGGUGGUGAUCUUCCGGAUUCUAAUCGUAGCGAUAGUUGGAGAGACAGUCUAUGAUGACGAGCAAACCAUGUUCGUGUGCAAUACAUUACAGCCUGGUUGCAACCAGGCAUGCUACGACAAGGCAUUCCCGAUCUCCCACAUCCGAUACUGGGUGUUUCAGAUCAUUAUGGUGUGCACCCCAAGCCUCUGUUUUAUUACUUACUCCGUCCAUCAGUCUGCAAAAAAGGAGCGCAAAUAUUCCACCGUGUUUCUGACGUUGGAUAAGGACCAGGAUCCACUGAAGCGCGAUGACAGCAAAAAGAUUAAAAACACAAUUGUAAAUGGAGUACUUCAAAACACGGAAAACUCAACCAAAGAAGCCGAGCCUGACUGUUUGGAAGUCAAAGAGAUACCAAAUUCGGCCAUGAGAACUACUAAGUCAAAAAUGAGGCGGCAGGAAGGCAUCUCCAGAUUUUACAUCAUCCAAGUGGUUUUCAGAAACGCCCUGGAGAUUGGGUUCUUAGUGGGUCAAUAUUUCCUUUACGGAUUCAACGUGCCCUCCGUGUACGAGUGUGAUCGAUACCCCUGCAUAAAAGAUGUCGAGUGCUAUGUUUCCAGACCAACGGAGAAGACCGUGUUUUUGGUCUUCAUGUUUGCGGUCAGUGGGUUUUGCGUGGUGCUGAAUUUAGCGGAACUCAAUCAUUUGGGAUGGAGGAAAAUCAAAACGGCGGUAAGAGGCGUGCAGGCGAGGAGGAAGUCCAUUUAUGAAAUUAGGAAUAAAGACUUGCCCAGAAUGAGUGUUCCGAAUUUCGGACGCACUCAGUCAAGUGACUCCGCGUAUGUGUAGCACAGAACCACCAAUGAGACUGUGUAUGAUGUACAGAGAUAAUACGAAAAUUAUAAUGUAAUGGACAAUAUCACUCGCCAGAUACGUUUCAUGAAUUAGGCGAGUGGAUGUAUUUUUAUCCAUUCGUUUUUUUUCCUUUGUUUGUUUUUUGUUCUUGUUUUUAUUUCUUUUUUUUUAUUUUUAGACUAUAAACAAAUGUGCGUUGCACGUUUGUUCGACUUAUUUGUUAUAUUGCACUGAUGCAACUUUUUAGUAACAUUUAUACUCUGGAAAACGCUAAAUAGAACGCACAUGAAGGUGUUCACGUACUUACUCGCUGUAGGCUACACAACCGAUCUAGGAACUUGAAGAGUAAAUACUGAUUGCACUAAGUUGUGAACAUGGGGAGCCAUACAUUCCCAAUAUGUGCUGUUGACGGUGUUUUUUAGACCUUUUCCACCGAUUUUACACAUCAUUCUAUUCAAGCGACACAAUACACAUUAGUUAUGUUUGAAAUACAAUCUAUACUUCAGAUUUAUAUAUAAAUAUAUAAAUCAAUUCGGACUAUGGAUCGACCCAGUUCAAAUACAUUAGCAUUCUACAUGUUUUUGUUGCCUGUGUUCGCACCACUGACCUUAACGUAUGUAAUCAUUCCAUUGCUAUAUAACCGAAUUGCAAAACAGUAUCGGGUGGAUUUGCUGCAAACGCUAACGUCUGUGACAUCCUUAAUUUAUUAUACACCAAAAAUGCUCUCAUUUGUGAAAAGUGUUUUCUUGCUUUCGUGUAAUGAAGUGCCAUACUUGUACAUAAACAUAUAUAUAAAUAUAUACGUACAUAUAAAUAUAUGACUAUAAUAUACUCUUCAUCAUUAAGCUAAUUCCCUGCUUGGAUUAUGCUAAAUGCUGCCCUAAUUUUGCUUUAAUUGUAUUUGUUGUGAUUUAAAGGAAAACGCUAUCUUAAAUUUUCUCUCUCUCUCUCUCUCUUACUCCCUCUCUCUCUGUCUCUCUCACACGCACACCUCUGUUUUACAGAUAUAUGAGGGAGGAAAAAUAAUUCCUCAUCUUUUUAUACACUUGAGGGAAAUCUGUUUAUUCAAGGCAAAUAUGGAAAACAAUUCCUGAUAGCACAAGUUUUGACUUUAAAUUAAAGUAUGGGCAAUACCUGCCCACUCUGGUGCUAUAGUUUUUCCAGUGAUGAUUUAAAUUGUCAAUGUAAUCAAGACAAAAACUAAGAAAGUUUUUCUUUCCAAAAAUAAAAAUGAAAUUAAUGUACACGAGAGCUGUGUGAAGUGCAAUACUUUUAGUUAAAUUAAAGGGCAAGUUCUUUACAUGGAAACUGUGAAACUGAAAGUGCUUCUGGUAACUAAGGAAAUGUCAUAUUAAUGUAGACCUGUUUAUGCACCUUGAGUUCAAUGUCACAACCCAAACUACUGUACAUAGCAAAAUGCUCAGGGUUAAAUCAACUCUUACAGAGUAUACUUGCUCCCUAUCGGACUCGGUUAAUUAAAGUCUUUACUCUGUAAGAAUUUAAUUAACACUAGAUAUUUUCCCUCAUAUCCACCUUGUUAUUCAGAUCUUAUUUUUUUAAAAAUCCACAACUAGCUCAACUUAUGAUUUCUGGUCUUGUUAGUAACAGGAGCAAUAUGGCUAUGCCCGUUAAAUAAAGAGGGUGUUUCGAUAUGGCAUGCGUCUAUGUGCUUAAGGUAAAUUUGCCUGCCCUGAUAGAAAUGAUCUGAAACUUCAGACUCUUCUCUGGCUGUCUGUUUUGCUGACAUUGUAGAUUUGCCACACUGCCAUGAGCUAACAGAUGCCGGACGGGUCGUUUCAGAAGCAUCCACUGCAGGGGCUCCAACUCGAUGCCGCAUCUAUUUGGGAGUCGGCCCCUUUUUUUCUCCGUACCCACUUCCUGUGCUCAGUAGCAGGUGCGGCGCAUCUCCAGUGGAGGCGAAUGGCAUCCGCACUCUGUGAAGGUCACCAAAAAACUGCAGAGCGCCCCGCCCGCACGGAAAACUAGGCUUCGGGGGCUGCCCAUCCUGGAUCACUUCUGGGGGAGGGCUGUGAGGGGCGUUUGCUAAGAUGACUCGGCAACCUGCAAGAAAAUCAAAUAGCAAGACUAACGCAUCAAUCUCAAACUCAGUUGGGACAUGAAUUUUCUCCUAAACAAAAAAAAAAAAAGGAAAAAAAAAGAACCGCUUGUCUGCUUUCUCCAAUGGUGCAAUGGUGCAAUGCUCUGUCACUUGAUGCUCUCUCUCUCUCUCUAUCUCUAUCUCCCUCCCUGUCUUUCUCUCUCUCUCCCUCCCUCCCUCCCUCUCUCUUUCUCUCCCUAUCUGCUCAUAUAAUGCUAUGAAUUUCAUGAGAACUAAAAUAAGGUCUAGAUACAAUUACAUUCCCCACUGUUCAGCAUAUACGGCACCUGAGAAAAAAAUGAAAGAGUAUUAAAAGAGCUUUUUACUAUACAAUUUACUACAUGUUUCUGAAUGCAGACAGAGUGUACAUGGUUCUUGUAUGACAGAGUUUUUUAUUCCUAUGCUGUUCUAUACUCCUGCAAUAUUCAUUUCCAUAUUUUCAUGGCUACUUUUAAAUGCCAAAAUUAUUGGGUUAUGUAUGAAUGCAAUUAUGCAUGCUGUGGUGCAUUUUACAUCAUUUCAGCGUUAGGAGGCUUGGUUAAAUAUUACAUGGUACCUGUAUUAUCUCUCUCCCUCUCUCUCCCUCUCUCUCUCUCUCUGUCCCUCUUUCUCUCUCUCUCAGUUUUUGAUUCAAAACUAAUUAAACAAAUUACAAAAAGAUAAGACACUCAGGCUGUAUUGUAAUCAUUAAUCCAGGGGAUUACACUGACAAAACUGUAAAUAAAUGCAAUGGAUGAGCACAACUAUUUGUAAGGAUACAGUUACACUGAACGUUCUUUAGGAUCAUCAGUCAUAAAAUGUACGUAUUUACGAUUUACCAUUUUUACACAUUACGGCCUGUUCAUUGAUUAAUAAUGUAUGUAUAUAUUUAAGAAAAAAAAACUUAUCUGAAAAUCUGUGAGAGCUGGAUAAUAACAUUCACAAUAAUGAACAUCUCUGUUUGCUAUAUUUCAAUGUUUUUUUUUUUAUGAUUGCAACUCAAUAAUCAGUUAUAUUUGUACUGGACUUCAAACAAGAGCUAGGGCCAAGCACAAAAUAUGUGCUGCAUAAUGCAAAAUGUUUUUGUUAAAAAAACCAAGCCUCCAGCUGGAAGCAGUCUUCCUGUAUAUAUGUUACAUGGAUGGAUUUAAUCUGGAAGAAGUACUGUGAAUUAAAUCAAGCCUCUCAAAUAAUAAGAAUCUA
Anguilla rostrata (American eel) is the source of this 4836-nucleotide messenger RNA. Its product is annotated as gap junction delta-2 protein. The transcript is spliced from 2 exons. Gene Ontology annotation, cellular component: connexin complex. Gene Ontology annotation, molecular function: gap junction channel activity. Bases 639 to 1550 code for a protein of 303 amino acids. NCBI's taxonomy places the organism in Eukaryota, Metazoa, Chordata, Actinopteri, Anguilliformes, Anguillidae. The record is from RefSeq and is a predicted model, not a curated record. Gene Ontology annotation, biological process: cell-cell signaling.